This is a messenger RNA of Saxophila tyrrhenica, 633 nucleotides long. RefSeq lists its product as uncharacterized. The record is from RefSeq and is a predicted model, not a curated record. The transcript is spliced from 2 exons. The coding region runs from base 1 to 633 and encodes 210 amino acids. NCBI's taxonomy places the organism in Eukaryota, Fungi, Ascomycota, Dothideomycetes, Mycosphaerellales, Extremaceae.
AUGGCACCUCAAAUCUUAGUAUUCGGUCUACCGCGAACAGGCACGCAGAGCUUGCUAGAUGCUCUCGAGAUCCUUGGUUGCAGCAAGACCUACCACAUGCGCAACGUGCAAGAAAGAGGCCACAUCGACGACUGGAUCACGUUGCUGAAGCAGAGGAACGAAGGCGAGGGAGUUAAUCUCAGUCUGCUUGACCAUCUGUUGGAUGACUGCGAAGCGGUAGCUGACUUUCCAGUAUCAAUCUUCUAUCGAGAGCUGUUGCGUCUCUACCCAAAUGCAAAGGUCGUCGUGACAUCUCGAAAUGAAGAUGAAUGGAUCAGAUCUAUGUCGACAACAUUGAUCGAUUCUCAUACCAAGCCUGACGCCGACACAACGCGCCCGAUGCGCCCGCUGGCAGAAGCGUACCAUACUUAUUGCUGGAACAAUGACUUCACUCAAUUCGGUAGAGAAUACUAUCGGACGUAUCUGCGAGACGUGAGAGUACUUGCGAGAGGCAGAACGGUAUUGGAGUACCAUCCUGGUGACGGCUGGGCUUCGCUGUGUGAGUUUGUCAAAUGUGACAUUCCGGAGGAAUCCUUUCCACGAAAAGACGAGAUGGCGCAGUAUAAGAGCGUAGAGAAGGAGUUGGUGAAGUAG